CCUAAAUGAAGAACCGAGGCUCCGGUGAGGCCUGGGAGUCUGUGUCGCUGACCUUAACUGCUCCCUGUGCCCUGCCCCAGUUCUCCUUGCCACCUGCAGUCCAGCUGCUCUGCUGGGUCCCACCCUCCCAUGUAGCCCAUCUCGUUUACUUUUCCAGGGUUCUGGCUUACUAAGCACUAUCGGGCAAGUGCUGCUGUCUCCAUUUUACAGGUGAGGAAACUGAGGUUGGAGAGUACAGUGACUUAGUGGUAGAGCCAGGGCUGGGAUCCAGGCCAAAUUGGUCUCAUGCCAUCCUCAAAGUUCUAAUUCUUCCCCACCUUCUUAGAAGGAGGAUCCAAUAUUCCAAGGCCUGCUGUCUGCCUGGAGGGAGUGGUUGUGGCCUGGGGCUGAAGAGAUACUCAGGGUUGAGCAAUGGAUGCGGGGGAGAGGGGUUUGCCUUCAUAAACCCUUUUCUCCAUAGGAAAAAUAAAUAAAUUAUAUUUUACAAUGUGUUGCUACAAAGUAUACUAGAGCAUUUUCCUCUAGAAUUUCCUCUUCUUUCUUUUUCCUUCUGAUUUUAAAAGAAAUUAAGGCAUUUUUGUGGGCACCAUGCCCACUUGCCUCAUGGAGAAGCUGGUCUGGGGAGGACCGGAAUGCACUGAAAGAGAAGCCAGACCCCAACCCUGUUUGGCUCCGUAGGGAGACUCACUUCACUGGCUCACAGGACACAGGAGCUGAGUGGACACCUGAGUCCCCCCCGCCCCCAGCUUCCGCCAUGACAGCACAGAGUCAGAAUGGGAAAAAGUGUUUGCAAAUGCUAUAUACCUGGUAGGGGUCGGAUAUCUAGAAUAUAUCAAGAACUCGUACAACCCAAUGAGAAACAACAAAUCCCAAAUUUUUAAAAAGUGGAUCAAGGACUUGAAUAGACAUUUCUCUGUGAAAGAUAUGCAGAUGGCUGACAAGCAUAUGAAAAAUGCUCACCGUCAUUAGGGAAAUGCAUAUCAAAACCACAAGGUGAUACCACUUCAUACCCAUUAGGGUGGUUAUAAAAAAAAAAGGAAGUAAAUAUUGGUGAGAAUGUGGAGAAAUUGGAACCCUCGUCCACUGCCAGUGGGAAUGUAAAAUGCAGCCACUCUGGAAAACAGUUGGGCAGUGCCUCAAAAAGUAGUUACCAUGUGAGUCAGCAAAUAAACUCCUAGAUAAAUAUCCAAGAAUUGAAAACACAAAAAUGUGUAUAUGAAUGUUCAUGGUAACAUUCAUAAUAGCCAAAAAGUGGGAACAACCUAAAUAUCCAUCAUCUGAAUGGAUAUACAAACUAUGAUCUGUUUAUACAAUGGAAUGCUAUUCAGCCAGAAAAAAUGAAGUAUUAACACAUACAAUGUAGAUGAGCCUUGAAAACGUUAUGCCAAGUGAAAGAAACCAGACAGAAAAGGACACAUACUGUGUGAUUCCAUUUAUAUGAAUGUCCAGAAGAGGCAAAUCCAUAGAGACAGAAAGUACAGUAGUGGUUGCUAGAGGGAGGGGGAGUGGGGAGUUACUGUUUUAAUGGGUACAGUUCCUUUGGGAGUGAUGAAAAGGUUCUGGGAUCAGUGAUUUAUGACCAGUGAAAUUUAAGAGGAAGUCUACAGGGGCUUCUAGGAAAGCUCAUGUUUUUCUGAUAAAAGAGACAGAUUGGAUAACACCUCCUUGCCCAUCCCUUCUUCCUACCUUGAUUGAGAACUUUACGCCUGGAGCCACAGCAGCCAUCUUGAUAAAAAGACAAAAAGGCCAAGAGAAUCUCAGAGACAUUGACCCUACUUGACUAAGCCCAUGCCAGCAGCCAUUCUCCUCCAGAAUUCUUAUAAAAAAAAAUAAAACCCUCCUUGUUUAAGAAAAACCCACUGAACUGUACAUUAAUGGUAUGUGUAAGUAUUAUAUCUUAAUAAAAAUACUGUGAGAACUCAUAUGAGAGUAAUGUAGGUAGGGGACCUGUCAGCUGUCAAGGGCUCUACAAUCCUUUAUCUGACUCCAUGUUAUUCCUUUGGAUAAAAGAACUGAGGAGUGAGGGAGGAUGUGGCCUUGCAGAGGGAAGGCAGGGCCAGGGGGCUGUGAUGGGGCUAGAGCCAGACAAAUUGGAGCCACCCUCUUCCCUCCCUGGGUAGGAACAACAGAAGGCCAGAGGGAGGCUCCUGGCACCUGGGGUGCAGGAAUCUCUGGCAUGUGGCCCUGAGCCCAUGUUUCCAGAGAUCACCUUCCCCCUAGGGCUGGGAGGCUGGGUGGGGUGCAAAUUCAGACAUGGGACUCAGGGGUGACCUGGCCGGCAUCUGAGAGUUCAGGGGCCUCUCUUCUCUCAGCUCUGGUGGUGGAACGGACACUGGCCUGCCCCACACCAGAGCCCUGCCCAUCUCCCUCCUAGUGGUGGGCUGGGCUGGGUGGGGAGGGUACACUUACAUUUUCAGGUCUUUCAAGCCCUUGGCCAGUUGGGCAGCCUGACUAACCAGCUCCUCCAGGCCCAGGGUGUUGGGGGAAGGGGUGUGGCCAGAGGCGGCCAGACCAGCCCCAGGCUGUAGAUGUGGAUGUGGAAGAAGGCCCUGUGCUCAGCAGGCCGGAGGCUGUCAUGGGCCUCCCCUGGCUGCUGCUGCUCGUGGUGCUGGUCUGGGUCCAGCCCUGCCGGGGUCUGGCCACAGAGCUCAUCCCCUACACGCCGCAGAUAACAGCCUGGGACCUGGAAGGGAAGGUCACGGCCACCACGUUCUCCCUGGAGCAGCCGCGCUGUGUCCUGGACGGGCACGCCAGUGCUGCCAACACCGUCUGGCUGGUGGUGGCCUUCAGCAACGCCUCCAGGGACUUCCAGAACCCACAGACACUGGCUGAGAUCCCAGCCUCCCCAAGGCUGCUGACCGAUGGUCACUAUAUGACACUGCCCCUGACCCUGGACCAGCUGCCCUGUGAGGACCCAGUGGGUGGCAGCAGGAGAGCCCCUGUGCUUAGGGUGGGCAAUGACACCAGCUGCCUUGCUGACUUUCACCAGCCGCCCUACUGCAACGCCCCCCUCCCCAGCCCCGGACCUUACAGGGUGAAGUUCCUCCUGCUGGACCCCAGGGGCUCACCCCAGGCCGAGACAAGGUGGUCCGACCCCAUCGCUCUCCACCAAGGGAAGUCCCCAGGCUCCAUUGAUACUUGGCCAGGGCGGCGAAACGGUGACAUGAUCGUCAUAACCUCCAUCCUCUCUUCUCUGGCCGGCCUCCUGCUCCUGGCCUUCCUGGCCGCCUCCACCACGCGCUUCUCAAGCCUGUGGUGGCCGGAGGAGGCCCCGGAGCAGCUGCACAUCGGCUCCUUCAUGGGGAAGCGCUACAUGACCCACCACAUCCCACCCAGUGAGGCUGCCACCCUGCCCGUGGGCUGUGAGCCUGGUCUGGAACCCCUGCCCAGCCUCAGCCCCUAGCCUGGCCCAUGUGGCUGGGGCUGGGGCAGUGGGGACAUGGCGGGGACCAGCACACAGUGCAGGUCCGCAGCCCCUGCAACCCAUGCUCCCUCUCCCAUCCUGCUUCCCCACCCUGCCUGAAACCCAACGACUAACAGCCCUGCCUUUGGCUUUCCCAUUUCCCGCUUCUCCAGCCAAUGAGGUUGUAUUUAAGGGAGGGCUGUGGUCAGGCUGGGCAUCCAGCCCCCUCCUCCACUCCUGUCUGCCUCGUAGGAGUGAAUGAGUGAUUGCGAGGAGGUGAUGUGGAGAGACACGUGGAGAGACCCCCAGCUGGAGGCCUGCAGGGGGCCUUGCUCUGCCCUGUGCAGGGGGCUGGGCUGGGCCCAUCAUGGUCUCCCUCUGUCCCUCUGCCCCACCCACCACUCACUCUCACUCCACAAACGUUUACUGAGCACCUGCUGCAUGCCACGCACGGUGUUAGACUGGGGCCCUCACGGUCCUGAUCUUAGGGAGCUGGCUCACUGCUCUGCGCCUCCUGUGACCACGUAUCCUGAUGUGAGCUGUUACUGUUGGGGGGCUAUCACUCCCUCAGACUGUCAGAUACCUUCGGGCUCUCACUCCUCAGACGAUCACUCCAGUGGGCUCUUGGGGGUCCACGAUCACCCAGGAGGACAGGCUUCAGACUCUCCCGCGUCCAUCCAUCCGCCCGCAAGGCCGGUGGUUUCCAUUAUGGCCACAAGAGGGCGCCAGUGCACCGCAGCCGCAGGGUCCCGCGCGUGCGCACUCCUAUGCGCGGCAGCACGUCCCGCGGGAUGUUCAGGAGCCGCAGCCGCUCAGCUGGACUUCAGGACUCCAGGUUUCACCUCGACCUAGCCAGAGAGGUGAGCAGUCACGCUCUCGCUUAAGGAUUUAUGGUGUGUCGUCCAAUCCGCACAGCUGCCACCGUUGUCUAGAUGGAAAAACAGGCACAGUGACCUGCCCGUCGCGCUCUGUCCACUGUCACCCCACCCCGUGUCCCCCCGGCCGCUCCCGGGCCCUCUAGUCUGACUGCGGCUUCCAGCGUGCAGGCGCCCCCGGAGAAGGGCAGCUGGCGGCGGUGGCCAGCGUGGGGUCCCUGCUCUCUGG
This is a messenger RNA of Camelus dromedarius (Arabian camel), 4507 nucleotides long. RefSeq names its product uroplakin 3B (gene UPK3B). Lineage: Eukaryota; Metazoa; Chordata; Mammalia; Artiodactyla; Camelidae. The record is from RefSeq and is a predicted model, not a curated record. The transcript is spliced from 6 exons. Bases 2576 to 3403 code for a protein of 275 amino acids. Gene Ontology annotation, cellular component: membrane.